AUGAUAGACAGAUCAUUUUUGAAGGUAUAAGCAAUUCAUUGGAUGUCGUUUUGUUACUCCAUAUAUUUCUAUAUUUCGGAUAGAAAUACAACUAAUUUAAUUUGUUUGGGAAUUAUGUGCUUGGUAUUUCCAGUGAUAAUAAUAUUUUAAUAUGCCAAAAUGCAUACAAAAAUCAUUGGAACCAUAUUUUGUAUUCAAAUAGAUUUGAUAUGCCUUAUAAUUCUGAAUUAAUAAAACUUAAACCAUGCUUCGUAUGCUUAAUUAAUAGUAUGUUAAUAUAUUUCGAAAGAUCUCAUCAAGAAGGUACAGACAUAAAACUAGCAUUCUAUAAGCAUGAUGUCCAUAUACUAUGGUUUGAUAGUAGUCGUAUGUAUAUUUCAAUAAAUAUAUUUGCAUACUCAGAACUAGUUUCUAUUAGAGUACCCACAAUUAAUGCUAUGUUUAUUGAUGUCUUUAUUGGAAAGCCUGAUAUUGAAAAAGAAAAAUUAAAGUUAGUUGAAUACAACAAUUCCAAUGGAUAUAGGACCAAUUCAGAAAAUAGAAAGUUUAGGAAAAAGAGCCAUUUCAGUUGUUGACAGUGUUAAAAAUUUGAUUUUAGAUCAAUCAAAGGAAAGCCAAGGAAUACUAUGCAAUAAUUUUAGCAACAUCUAAUAACAUUAUAUCAAUUCAGAAAUAAUUUAUAAUUCACUUGAAAUCUUACAAGAAGGUCUCAUAGUAUUAGACAUAAUAGAUGAAAAGACUUAAUAGUUUAAGAUAUAAUACAUGAAUAACGCGACUAGAAGUUUAUUUGGUAGAGAAUAGGAUGGAGAAAUCCUCUAUAUUUUGGAGAGUUUCAAUACAUUACAUAUUUAGAGUUAAGAUGUAUUGGAUGAUCCCAACGUAUAACAAAGACUAUCAAAUUUACAGUAUUCUCGUGUUAGCAAAUCCAUCUUUUUAUAAAAAGACUUGUUUACUUCAGUUAAAUAACCAUUAUUAGAUUGUCAAAUGUUCGAAAAAUAUCAAACAAUUAGUAUGAAGGAGCUUCUUGAGAAAAUGAUAAAGACAAAGAAAGCAGAUGUUAUAACAGUGAAUACACAUUUUAGUGGUAGUAUUCAAUUGAAUACAAAUAAAAAUAUAACAACAUCUCAAUCUAAUGGUGGAGGCUAAUCGAGACAGGAAUAGAGUGAAAGAUUAAUUGAAUUCACUUUAACUCUUACUAGGGAUCGAAGCAUUUUGAUAAUUUGUAGAGAUGUAACACAUAGAUAAAAAAUAAGAUAUUUGAGAGAUUAUGACAUUUAGAAAUCAAAGAUGCUGUCAUUUGUGAGUCAUGAAUAUCGCCAACCAUUAAGCUGCAUUAUUUAGAUGAUUGAAUGUGUGCUUAUGUAGCCGAUCAUAAUCUCAAAUACAGAAAUAGCAGACAAUUUACAAAUAGCGUUGGACAAUUCGAAGUACAUGUUGAAUUUGUCCAAUGAUUUAUUGGAUUUGGCUUAAAUAAAGAAUGGAAAAUUCAAAAUAAAGAAGGUAUCUUUCAAUUUUGAAAACCUAAUCAAUGAUUGCAUGAAAAUGUUCACUUUAAAAGCUAGAUUGAAGAAUCUGUAUUUAAUAAAAAAACUUAGUAAAAAUAUCCCAAAGUUCAUUGUAUCAGAUUAGAAUAGACUGAAACAAAUUAUUGUCAAUCUGCUAAGCAAUGCUUUCAAAUUCACUUGUAGCAAAGUAGAAAUCAUCGUCUCGCUUUAGUCUGCUUCGUUGAGAAUUGGAGUUAGAGAUGAUGGAAUUGGAAUUAGUAAAGAGGAUUAGUAGAUGUUGUUUAAGGCAUUUUCUAAGGUAAAUUCUGAAGAAAGCAGGAAAUUAAAUGAAUAAGGCGUUGGAUUAGGAUUGGUUAUUAGCAAUCAGAUUGCGUAGACUAUAGGAUGUAGUGGAUUGAACAUAGAAUCUAGAAAGGAUCAAGAUAAUCAUUAUUCCUUAUUCUAUUUCGAUGUGUUAAUAGAAUAGCCAGAAAAAAAGAAAGUGGCUAGUUUUAAAGUUCCUGAAAUCUAUCCUCUAUAUCAGGAAGUUGACGAAAUACUAACUUUCAAUCGCGAAUAACAGAAGAUAACUCGAGAUGUUAUUUCGAAAUGUUCUCAUUGUUUGAUUGUGGAUGAUGAGUUCUUUAAUGCCUACACCUUCAACUAAAUUUUAUAGGGAGUUCUGAAAAGCCAUUUUUAAUAAAUUGACAUAGAGACUGCCCUUUCUGGGAAGGAGUCCAUUGAUAAGGUGAAAAACAAAAAGUGUAACAACAAUUCAUGCCAAGGAUACAAACUAAUAUUCAUGGAUGUAGAAAUGCCCAUCAUGAAUGGAAUACAGACUACUAAAUAAAUAUUGUCUAUUCAUCCCAGCUAGAUCAUCAUUGGUUGUAGUGGUUAUACAGAUAACUAAGAGAAAAAGAAAUGUCUCGAUGCAGGAAUGUCAGAUUACAUCACCAAACCUGUCACCGAAACAGAACUUCAAGAAAUACUCAAGAGAUAUUUAUGA
Molecule: messenger RNA, 2490 nt
Organism: Paramecium octaurelia
Lineage: Eukaryota; Ciliophora; Oligohymenophorea; Peniculida; Parameciidae
Source: the annotation of a GenBank genome assembly